Messenger RNA from Psilocybe cubensis, 1605 nucleotides. RefSeq lists its product as uncharacterized. The record is from RefSeq and is a predicted model, not a curated record. NCBI's taxonomy places the organism in Eukaryota, Fungi, Basidiomycota, Agaricomycetes, Agaricales, Agrocybaceae. The coding region runs from base 1 to 1605 and encodes 534 amino acids. The transcript has 4 exons.
AUGUCGCGCGCCUCUACUACCAAGAAAAGACGUUAUUCCACUGCGGGCACGCCAUCUACAAAAACUACGUCUGUUUCACGCCUUAACGAACUCCUUGCUGAUGCAUUGUUCAUUGCCGAAAACAUCGAUCCAGACGAACUAAAGGGGCCUGAUUCGCGAAAAGCAAUCAAACUAGCACGCUCAAUACUCCAGGCCCUUCCGGUCGAAAAUUUUGUCAAGUCUAUCGGAUAUAAUGAUCACAAACGUUCUCUCAAUGAGAAAAUCAGGGCGCUACAAAAGCACUGCAAAAGGGACUGGAAAGAUGGUUAUGAAAGACAGAGCGAAAUGAUGUCUGAAAUAUCUGAAGAAAUUGUGCAAUGGCUUCCGGAACUCUGGCGAGUCAUGGCAGAGGAAGAAGCAGAUCCGGAACUGAUAAGACCAUCAUUAGUUCUGUGUUCUACAAUCGUCGGUGACAUUUGGAGCUGCAAAAGCCGUGCGGAAUAUGGCGACCAGAGGUUCGAUAUAAAUAUAUCUGGGUCUAGUGGGGAAAGUAUCUACAAGGUGUCUGGAGGUAUCGGUGAUAUGCUUGUUUGGAUGUGGAGGGAAUUGCUCGUGAUUUCAGGGAGUCGAAAAAUCGCGAUUGACGGGAUAUUGGAUGAUAUUGAGCAAUUUGAAAAGACGGACAAAGUAUUUGGGCUCCUGCAACAAUUUCCCGCCAAUGGGGAACAACCCGAAGGGAAUAAAUUUUGGGACAAACAUUGGAAUCAGUCCAUGAAAGACUUUUCCACUCAACUGUGUGAGCGCCAGUAUCAAGAACGCAUCGCCGAAUUUCAGAAAAGUCCCACGAUUGGGCUUUACCGCCGACUGGUAUCACAGUAUCCUACCCUCAAAAAGCAACUCAUCACAUUCGUUCGCGAGAAUGCCUUUUCUAAAUAUCCUGCUAUAUCUUAUUCUGAUGCAGCCGAGAUCUUCAUGGAAUGUAAACAGACCAAGGCCCUCCUUCGCAUACUCGAUAUAACAACAUAUUCCUCCACCAUGUCUGACACAACUCUACGCGCAAUUGUCAAGUAUCUCUCUACCCAAACCUCUAAGGAGAUUCGCGCACGCGGUCUAAAAAUUCUCGAAUUCGGCCUCAAGCGGGCAAAAGAUUCUGUUUGGAAUUCAAUUGAUGAGGUAUUCCCGGGACUAGAUAACGCCACCGAUUGGCUGGAAUUUGAACUGGACGAUAUGUACGUCACGGACUCUGAGUCAGACGAUGGGGAAGAACCAGGGCAUCCUCGACGUCUUAAAGACGAAACCAAGUUGAAACCAGUUCUCAGAAAAUUCGCCAAUAUUGCUUCGGACUAUCCAGAUGGUGAGGACGGCCCGUUGAACAGAGACAGCAACCCUAUGAAAGGAUACGAUUCGGAUGAUAGCGACUACGAGGAAGCAAAGCAAGCGAUCUCGCCCAACCUUGCGAAGGGAAUACAAGAUUGGGUUGCUUUAUUGGGAGCUUGGCCAGACAAUGCUGAAAAGGCUGAAGUUUGGGAUAAGGUCAAGUGCUCCGAUAUGGAUCCUUGGAUUGUCAUCGACGGUGCGCUCGAGGAAUUAGCCAAUCGGUAUGUCGAAUUAAUGUGCAGAGCUUAA